AUGUGCAAAGCUUUAAUGGCGAUUCUCGCUCAAGUCCCGUAUAACCGUUCUAUCUAUCACCCUCGCCUUUAGAGAAGAAAAUAGCAGGACAACUAACUGUACAGUACACAGAGAAAGAGAGUCAGAAAGAGGGAUAGAUAAAGCUAUAUACGAAGAAGCAAGAGGGCGAAAAAGCGAAGCUACCGCUGCUGCCUGUGAGAGGUAUAAAUCAGAAGGCAGAAGAGGAGGUGGUAGUGAUGGCCUAGGCGCAGGAACUAGAAAGCGAGAACGAAAAGAAAAGGGCGUCAAUAAAAUGCAAGGCCAGAGGAGAGAUAAAGGCCGAGAUAAGCCUGUCGCGGAUGCGCAUCGCGAAUACUUGGACGAGGAGUUUAGCGAGGACGAGGGCACCGAGGAGAAAAGCGAACGACGCGCCGGCCGGGAGGACGGAUUCAGCGGGAAUUUAUCGAGGGCCACGUACGCAGAGAAAGAACUCGACAAAUUAGUGAACUACGUGAAAGACUUCACGAUCUUAAGCGGCCUCAGCGACAAGGAUUGGAACAACCAGUGUAUCGAGACUAUUCGAGAAUUUUUCGAAGCUCCGAAAAAUCCAUGUCUCACAAUAUUCUUCGAGGAUGACACGCUCGCCGCACUAUUGUCUUUCCCGGAGAAGCCCGUGGACGAGUUAACUUACUUCGUUAGGAAGCCCUUCGAGGUAUACAGUGCAGAAGAUUUUCAAAGCAAGAUCCUUUUUGGAAACGUCAACAAUAACGUCGAAGAUUGGAUCCUGACGAUCGUCAACAAUGUUCUAACUCCGAUAUUCGCUAAGGUCAAUGUUUGGCCCGAUAGUAUCCUUUGUAUUGAUUUUCCACGGGGGCACUCGUAAAUUUUUAUAAUUGAAAAUCCGAGCGAACUCGCCUGUGCAGAUCUUUAUUUUAAUACGCUGACAAAACUCAAACAUGAGCCAUAUUGAAAAUUACACGCGAUUCAUAUGUAUGUUUCGAAAUGUAUCGUUAUUCAUAAAAAUUGAAUAAUAUAGACAUAUUAUUACGUUAUGAACAUAUAUAAUAUUUCGAUAUCUGCAAAGCUUAAAAUUAU
Molecule: messenger RNA, 1074 nt
Organism: Nasonia vitripennis (jewel wasp)
Lineage: Eukaryota; Metazoa; Arthropoda; Insecta; Hymenoptera; Pteromalidae
Product: dynein heavy chain 2, axonemal-like
Exons: 3
Coding region: 293-862 (189 amino acids)
Source: RefSeq, a predicted model, not a curated record